AUGCAACAACCAUGCUUGCUGCGCCACGCCAAAGAUCGCGUGCCGCGCUUGCCCAACGUUCUCACGACUUUUCCAGCGGCGACCACGCCUCGGCUGCAAGGGUGGCCUGGUGCUGUGGUGAUUGCCACAUUGCCGAAAGUGCUUCGGAGAGCAGGUCUAAGAUCCCACGUUCCGCCUCAUUGGCCCGGCAAAGCCUCGAAGUCACGGAGAAAACCAGGGGCAGAGCAGGAGUUCUUGGAUGCACAGGCAAAGAUACCGAUUGAAACUGGUUGGUGGUUUGAAGAAGUGAGUCCACGGCCGCCUUUCGAUGAAUUGGGAGAGUCUUGGAACGCUGCCAAGUUGGACGAUGAACUUUUGAACGCCUUGCUGCGUGAAGGGUUUGUCCGACCCAGCGCUUCGCAGCGGUGGGCUGUUCCACUGCUGUUGGCGGGGAAGGAUGUGAUGGUUUGCUCGCAAACAGGUUCUGGGAAGACCCUGGCCUACCUGGUGCCUUUGCUGCAACUGCUGGCCCACCGUCCCCCACAGCGGCCACCACGUCCGGGCGCCGUGGUGCUGGCGCCCACGCGGGAAUUGGCGUCGCAGAUUGCAACGGAGGCGAUGGCCCUGUGUCGAGAGGGCGAGAUGAAGGUGGCCUGCAUCUUCGGGGGCGUGCCAUACCGAUCCAGCAGAGAGGAGCUCCAGCAGGGUGCGGAUCUACUCGUAGCCACCCCGGGGCGACUGGAAGACGCGUGUCAACGGGGAGAUGUGCAGCUCAGAGGCGUGCGCGUUGCCGUCUUGGACGAGGCGGACCGGCUGCUGGAUCUGGGCUUCGAGGAUCAGAUCCGUCUGCUGCUGACGCGGCGCAUGCCGAGGACGGGCGAAGGCCGGCAGACGGCCAUGUUCAGCGCCACCUUCGGCACCGGCGUCCAGCACCUGGCGGCCGAUUUCCUCGACGCCUACACCUUUGUGGCCGUGGGUCGCGUGGGCAGCGCCGCCCAGACGGUGCAGCAACGACUGCUGUGGGUGGAGGAGGACCGAAAAGCCAAGGCUCUCCUGGGUACCUUACUGGCCCUGGAAGCGACGUCGCCAUCUCCGCAGGCUCCGCUGAGUGCCGUGUGCUUUGUGAACACCAAAGAUGCGGCGCGGCUUGUGGAGAAAAAGGUGAAAAAUUGGAAAUUUCGUUGCUUUUCCAUCCAUGGCGACAAGAAGCAAGCAGCCAGGGAGGAGGCCCUGCGUCACUUCCGCGCCCACGUGGAAGGCGGUGGCAAAGCCUCGAAGGCACUGGCGGUGUUGGUGGCCACGGAUGUGGCGGCGCGGGGGUUGGACAUUCCCAACAUCUCCUGUGUGAUCCACUACGACCUGCCCCGGCGCAUCGACGACUAUGUGCACCGCACCGGGCGCACGGGGCGCUUCGGGCGCAGCGGCGUCAGUGUGGGCUUCGCCAACGCGGCGCAGCGCGGCGUCAGCGCCGAGCUGCUGCGGAGCCUGGUGGAAGCGGGGACCCAGCCGCCAGCGUGGCUUCUGGGUAUGGCCAUCGCCAGUGGGACCGCCCUCAAGGACCUGCAGCCCUUCCUUGACGGCGACAGCCACGUCGCAACGGAGGGGUUGCCGGAGGGGCAACGUGCCGGCAGCUAUGGCGCCCAAGACGUGCGAAGCGCCGGCGCUGGGCUGCAGACGCAGAAGGAGCGGCGCGAGGCGCAGAAGCUGCGGAGCUUCGCGGAGGUCUCUAAGUCGAUGCGUCACAAUCCCUUGGCCCAUGAUAUCCUGGAGGAGGAAGCCACCCGUGGCAUCCGAAGAACACCGCGCAGCAAGCAGCGGAAGGGUGGUGAGGAGGAUGAGGAGGGAGGUAGCGUGGUGCCUUCCAGUGUGGCCAAGAAAGUGCUGGGGAUGGUUCAGUCGCAAAAAGCGGAUGAAGAAGACGGAGACUUUGGCUCCGAACUCGCAGACCAAGAGGUCAAUAGUACCCUCGACGUUGAGGAGGCAGAGGAAAUUGACGUUGAAGUCGAUGAGGAUGGCUUCAUUGUGGGUCCCAAUGCCUCCGAAGAAGAUGAAAGGGCAAUGUCCUUGUUUCUUCCAAGCAAGUCUUCUGCACAGGCCGGCCCCACCCUGGCCGACAUCAUCCUGCAGAAGAUCCAGGAGGCCGAAGCCCGAAAAGCUUCGGGAGAGAGUGCUCCCAACGAAGAGCAGGGACUUUCCCCGAAGGUCGUGGAGGUGUACAGCGACAUUGGGAAGUUCCUGCGAUUUUACAAAUCGGGCCCAGUUCCCAAGGCUUUCAAGGUGAUCCCGAGCUUAACCAACUGGGAGGAGGUCCUCGCCCUGACAUCCCCAUUAACCUGGAGCCCAGCAGCCAUGUACCAGGCCUCCGUGAUUUUCGUGUCCAACCUGAACCCGCGUAUGGCUCAACGCUUCUUCAACUUGGUCCUGUUGCCAGCGGUGCGUCAAGACAUUGGAGAGCAUAAGAAGCUGAAUUUCCACUACUACAGGGCCUUGAGGAAGUCGCUGUUCAAACCCGCGGCCUUCUUCAAGGGUAUUUUGCUGCCUUUAGCAGCAGAGAACUGCACCCUGCGCGAGGCCGUGAUUUUGGGUUCGGUGGUGUCGAAGGCUUCGGUUCCGGUGAUGCAUGUUGCAGCCUGCAUUGUGCGCCUAUGCACCAUGACGCCCUGGUACGGCACCACAGCCAUUCUACUGGCGGCGCAGCUGAACAAGAAGUACGGCCUGCCAUUGAAAGUCAUCGAAAUUCUCGUGGCGCAUUUCUGCGCCUUCGCAACGGAGGAACGGGUUUUGCCUUUGGUGUGGCAUCGAGCCCUCUUGAUCUUUGUGCAGAGAUACAAGUUUGACCUGUCGCCCGAUCAGAAGAGACGCAUCAAGGAACUGCUGCGAGUGCAUCAUCACGAUUCCGUGGCGCCCGAGAUCAGACGGGAACUGGCAGCCAAGGUGGGCGAGGACCCUGCGGCAGCGGGGUAUGGUGGGGCCAUGGCCAUGGAAAUUGGCUGA
This is a messenger RNA of Cladocopium goreaui, 2973 nucleotides long. Lineage: Eukaryota; Dinophyceae; Suessiales; Symbiodiniaceae. The record is from the annotation of a GenBank genome assembly.